AUGACACUUGUGACUGACAGGGUACUUGUGACGGACAUGGUACUUGUGACUGACAAGGUACUUGUGACUGACAUGGCACUUGUGGCUGGCAUGGCACUUGUGACUGGCAUGGCAUUUGUGACGGACAAGGCAAUUGUGACUGACAUGGCACUUCUAACUGACAUGGCACUUGCAACUGACAUUGCACACCUAACUGAAACGGCACUUGUGACUGACAAUGUACUUUUGACUGAAAGUGUACUUGUGACGGACAUGGCAAUUGUGACUGACAGUGUACCUGUGACUGACAUGGCACUUGUGACUGAUAGUGUACUUGUGACUGGCAGUGUACUUGUGACAGACAGGGUACUUUUGACUGACAGUGUACUUGUGACUGACAUGGCACUUGUGACUGAUAGUGUACUUGUGACUGGCAGUGUACUUGUGACUGGCAGUGUACUUGUGACUGACAGUAUACUUGUGACUGACAGGAAACUUGUGACUGACAUGACACUUGAGACUGACAUGGCACUUGAAAUUGACAGUGUACAUGUGACUUACAUGGUACUUGUGACUGACAUGGCACUUGUAACUAACAGUGUACUUGUGACUGCCAUGGUACUUGUGACUGACAGUGUACUUGUGACUGACAGUGUACUUGUGAGUGACAGUGUACUU
Saccoglossus kowalevskii is the source of this 657-nucleotide messenger RNA. RefSeq lists its product as uncharacterized. The record is from RefSeq and is a predicted model, not a curated record. NCBI's taxonomy places the organism in Eukaryota, Metazoa, Hemichordata, Enteropneusta, Harrimaniidae.